Hibiscus syriacus is the source of this 1408-nucleotide messenger RNA. RefSeq names its product diacylglycerol O-acyltransferase 2D-like. Gene Ontology annotation, cellular component: endoplasmic reticulum membrane. Gene Ontology annotation, molecular function: diacylglycerol O-acyltransferase activity. Gene Ontology annotation, biological process: triglyceride biosynthetic process. The transcript is spliced from 8 exons. NCBI's taxonomy places the organism in Eukaryota, Viridiplantae, Streptophyta, Magnoliopsida, Malvales, Malvaceae. Bases 64 to 1167 code for a protein of 367 amino acids. The record is from RefSeq and is a predicted model, not a curated record.
UGAUAUGAAGUGUUGGUUAACCCAAAAGACAGGGGGGAAGUGCAGAGUUAAAGAGCGGAGGCGAUGGGGUCAUCGGCGUCGAAAAUGGUGGAAGAGAGGGCGGGGGAACAGGCGUAUACGCCUGGACCUGGAUAUCGGCAGUUCAGUGGAAGAAAUGAAUUCCCGUCCAACAUUUUGCACGGUGUAUUAGCUUGUGCGUUGUGGAUUGGAUCUAUGCAUUUCAACGCCUCCGUCCUCCUCCUCUCCCUUCUAUUCCUUCCUUUCUCCAAAUUCCUUCUGGUGGUUGGAAUCCUAGCGGCUUUCGCCGUUCUUCCAAUCGAUGAAAACAGUAUAUUUGGGCUGAGGCUGGCCAGGUAUAUAUGUAAGCAUAUGAGCAGUUAUUUUCCGGUCACUCUCCACGUCGAGGACAUCAACGAUUUCCGCCCCGAUCGUGCUUACGUUUUCGGUUACGAGCCACAUUCGGUGUUGCCGAUCGGAGUUGUGACGCUUGCUUCACGUACGGGUUUCAUGCCUCUUUCCAAACUGAAAGGCCUUACUACCAGUCCCGUGUUCUACGUUCCAUUCUUGAGGCACAUAUGGACAUGGUUGGGUGCUACACCAGCCACGAGGAAGAACUUCUGUUCACUGUUGGGAGCUGGUUACAGUUGUAUUGUAGUGGCUGGUGGAGUCCAAGAGACAUUCCUCAUGCAGCAUGAUUCUGAGGUUCCAUUCUUGCAUCUUCUCUGUUCUUGUUUCUUGCUGGUUCAAUCAAACCCAGUUUUGAUUCCGUGUGUUUAUUUCUGGAAAUUACAGGUUGCAUUCCUCAAGUCACGAACAGGAUUUGUUCGGAUAGCUAUGGAAAUGGGGUGUCCACUUGUCCCUGUUUUCGCCUUCGGACAGUCAUAUGCGUACAGGUGGUGGAAACCAGGUGGCAAGUUCAUCCUGCAGCUUUCAAGAGCUCUUAAAUUCGUCCCCAUGCUAUUUUGGGGGGCUUUUGGAACUCCGAUACCCUAUCAACAUCCAAUGCAUGUGGUGGUCGGGAAACCCAUUUACUUGACCAAAAAUCCCCAACCUACCAACGAAGAGGUACGUGAGGUACAUGCCCAGUUUGUAAAAGCUACUCAAGAUCUGUUUGAGAGGCAUAAAGCUCGGGUGGGAUAUGGUGAUCUUCCAUUAAAGAUCCUUUGAUCCCAGGUUGUGUGGUUUCAACGAUGCCUAAUGUUCGUUUCAUUUGCCACUCUCCUUUACCUUCUUAAUUCAAUAUCGAUGCCCGAAACAAGUAACCCUAAUAACAGCUUUGGAGAAGCUUGGCUUACAUGCAUGUAUCUGAAUAAGGCCCUUCCUUUUUAAAACUCUAUAUUUGGGAAACUGUAUGCACCAUCAGAGAUGGAUGUAUAAUUUUAUGUUACACGAGGUGAAUUUAAACUUA